Messenger RNA from Zasmidium cellare ATCC 36951, 1671 nucleotides. RefSeq lists its product as uncharacterized. The coding region runs from base 1 to 1671 and encodes 556 amino acids. The transcript has 4 exons. Gene Ontology annotation, molecular function: CoA-ligase activity. Lineage: Eukaryota; Fungi; Ascomycota; Dothideomycetes; Mycosphaerellales; Mycosphaerellaceae. Gene Ontology annotation, biological process: secondary metabolic process. The record is from RefSeq and is a predicted model, not a curated record.
AUGCCGAUCAGGUCGAAACACGCCGAUGUGGUGAUUCCUGAUGUCGAUACGUGGACUUUGCUGUUUGAGAGGAAGAACAGGCCUUUCCGCGAUGACAAAGUAAUCUUCCAUGACACCAUCUCUCCGAGAGAAUACACAUACGCGCACAUCAAAGGCUCCGCGAUAGGCUUCGGCCAGUCCCUCCGUAGUUCUUGGAAUUGGCAAAAAGGCGACGUUCUGGCCAUCUACUCGCCGAAUGAUGUCGACUACGCCACCAUCGUUUUCGGGACUCAUUGGGCUGGCGGCAUCGUGACGACCGCGAAUCCUGGAUAUACGGUCGAUGAGCUGGCCCAUCAGUUGGUGGAUUCUAAGGCGAAAGCGAUCGUGACGCAAGCGCCCUUGUUGAAGACGACGCUGGCUGCGGCGAGGAAAGCUGGAGUGAGAGAGAACAGGGUGAUCCUGAUCGGCCCGGAUACCAUCGACACACCAGUCCCGCAUUAUACGUCCCUGUCUGGAUAUCGAGUCUACGACGCAAACCAACAUGUUCCGCGACCUUAUCGAAUCAACCCAAAUGAGGAUCUGUGUUUCCUGGUCUACUCGAGUGGGACCACGGGCAAACCGAAAGGCGUCAUGCUGUCGCACAGAAACAUCGUCUCCAAUGUAUUGAUGUUGACUCGGCCAAAUGAGGGAUAUCUGAGUUGCGGCGAUGGUACCACUGGAUCGGGAGACCGGACGAUUGGCUUUCUGCCUCUUUUUCACAUUUACGGUCUAACCGGCGUCCUCCACUACUCCCUCCACCAAGGCAUCGAGCUCUUCAUCCUCCCCACCUUCACCCUCUCCGCCUUCCUCAACCUCGUUCAAACCCACCGAAUAACCUACAACAAUGUCGUCCCCCGCAUAAUCCUCGCCCUCGCCAAAGACCCAUCCGUCGCCAACUACGACCUCAGCAGUCUCAAGAUGCUCGUAUCCGCCGCUGCGCCUCUGACGAAAGAUCUCGUUGACUUGCUUUACGACCGACUCAAGAUACCCGUCAAGCAAGCUUUUGGCCUUAGCGAGACUUCUCCCGGAACACAUCAGCAAGAAUGGGAUGAGUGGAACGUCGGUAUUGGCUCGAUCGGUCGUCCUGCACCUAACGUUGAGACCAAGAUUGUCGACGUUGGGAAUCUGUCCGAAGUAGACCCCAACGAAGUCGGCGAGCUCUGGGUGCGAGGUCCGAAUGUCUUCAAGGGGUAUUUGAACAACGAGAAGGCAACGAGGGAGGCGUUGACGAGUGAUGGAUGGUUUCGGACGGGAGAUGUUGGGUAUGUGGAUGAGAGGGGAUUGUGUUUCAUCACGGAUCGGAUCAAGGAAUUGAUCAAGUUCAAUGGGUUUCAGGUUGCGCCUGCUGAACUUGAGGGUCUUUUGACUUCCCACCCGACCAUCAAAGACGCAGCCGUGAUUGGGGUGUACUCCAAGGAGCUCGCCACAGAACUUCCGAGGGCGUAUGUUGUGCUGGAUGGUGGGAUUGACAAGUCAUCGACGACCGCUGAUGAGAUUGCGACUUGGUUGAGCGAGCGAGUCGCAAAACACAAGCGGCUUCGAGGAGGUGUCCGGUUCAUCAAUGCGAUUCCUUCUUCUGCGACUGGGAAGAUCUUGAGAAGGGAGCUGAAGGUACUGGCCGAGAAGGAGGGCGAAGCGAAGGCGAAGUUGUAG